Messenger RNA from Daktulosphaira vitifoliae (grape phylloxera), 1682 nucleotides. RefSeq names its product probable cysteine--tRNA ligase, mitochondrial (gene CysRS-m). Gene Ontology annotation, biological process: cysteinyl-tRNA aminoacylation. NCBI's taxonomy places the organism in Eukaryota, Metazoa, Arthropoda, Insecta, Hemiptera, Phylloxeridae. Gene Ontology annotation, molecular function: ATP binding; cysteine-tRNA ligase activity. Gene Ontology annotation, cellular component: cytoplasm. The transcript has 11 exons. Bases 303 to 1565 code for a protein of 420 amino acids. The record is from RefSeq and is a predicted model, not a curated record.
GAUUUAAGAUAAUUAUCUAUUUUAGAUGGCUCAUGAUUUACAUGUGUCGUGAUUAUAUUAUAUUCGUGAUAGUAACUUAUUCUAGCUUUAGUUUAUUUCUGUGAACUUCUUAUCUAUAUUAUUUUAUCUUCUGAAAGUGUUAAAUGCAGUAAUAAACUUUAUUAUGAAGGAAUAAUGUCAAAAAUAAUAUUAAUUAAGUUUUAUUAAAUGGUUUCAUAUUAAAUAUUAAAUGUUGUUAUGUAAAAUUUGAUAUUAUUCGAAGAAUAUUAGAACAUUAUUUUCAAAAAAAUAUUGUACAAGUAAUGAAUGUCACAGAUAUUGAUGAUAAAAUAAUAAGCAAAGCACAAGUUUUAGGACAAGAUCCCAUCCAGAUAUCAAGAAAGUAUGAAAAAGAAUUUCUGGAAGAUAUGCUUUUAUUAAAUAUUAAGCAUCCAAAUAUUGUCGCUAGAGUAACUGAUUUUAUUCCAGAGAUUAAAUGUUUUAUUAAAAAUCUUAUGGAUAAAAAUUUGUCUUAUUGUGCAUCUGAUGGUACAAUAUUUUUUGAUACUAUUAAAUAUAAAAAGUAUGGAAAAUUUUUAAAAACUCCUGAUAAAGUGCCACAUAUCUUGAAAAAGGUGAAUUCAGAUUUUGCAUUAUGGAAAGCUGCAAAAUUAGGAGAACCUUCUUGGGAUUCUUAUUGGGGCCGAGGAAGACCAGGAUGGCAUAUAGAGUGUUCUGUAAUUGCUAGUUAUUAUUUUGGAUCGAAUGUAGAUAUACAUUCAGGUGGAAUUGAUUUGUUAUUCCCCCAUCAUGAAAACGAAGAAGCUCAAUGCUGUGCUUUUCAUAAUGUAGAUAAUUGGGUAAAUCAUUGGAUUUAUACAGGACAUUUACACUUAGGAAAUAAUAUAAAAAUGUCAAAAUCACUCAAAAAUACAAUUGGAAUUAAAGAAUUGUUAAAAUCUUACACAGCUAAUGAAUUUAGAGUACUAUGUCUGCUAUCUAAUUAUAAAAAUGAUGUUGAGUUCAGUGAAAAAUCUAUGGAAGUUGCUACUAAUGUUCUAAAAAAAUUGAAGUCUUUCAUUUUUAAUUGUUCUAAUCAUAUUAAAACCAAACAAGUGGUUCAAAUCGAAGACACAAAUUUACUAUAUAUGAUAACAGAUACUGAAAAUAAAAUAAUUAUUUAUUUGGCUGAUAAUUUUGAUACUUCAAAAGUUUUACAAUCACUUAUUAAUUUAGUUAGUAAAUUCAACAAAUUAUUAAAUAAGGAUUUUACUUUUAAUUGCUCAAUUUCUGAGAUAGUUUUAGCUUCAAACUUAGUAUCCAAUACAUUACAUAACUUUGGAAUUAAUUUAUCUGAAUUGAAGAAUCAAACUAGUUUAAACUCAGAUUUAAUUAUCGAUUGUGUUGUUAAUUUUCGGGGUAAACUUAGGCAAUUAGCAUUAAAAUCAAAUUCCAAAAUAAGUAAUCAAGAGAUUUUACAGUUGUGUGAUGAAUUGAGAAAUGAACUUUCCUUCAAUAACAUAACAAUUCAAGAUUCUAGUAAUUUAUCAGUAUGGAAAUAUACCGGAACAUCUCCAGAAAAGUAACUAUUAGUUGAAAUAAAAAACUUACAAUAAAGAAACUUCAGUUCAAGAAUAUGUAUUUUAGCUAUAUUAAUAUACUAAUUUUUAUUUUUCAAUAAAAAGUUUAUAUUCAAGUGUAAA